AGGGGGGUCCCUCCUGCCAGCCAGCCCAGGGAGCUGGGAGCACACGCACACGCGCGUUUGCACACACGCACACGCGUGUCACCAGCGGAGCCUGUUAAAGAGACACGGUCGCCCGUAGCGAUAAUGGAUCGCGAUGGGAUCGCACUGGCACCGGGAGAGGCGAGUGGGCUGUCACAGGAGGCAGGCAGCGUGGAGCAGCUGUCCCUGCACUGCGCCGAGGGCUCUCUGGAAUGGCUGUACCCCACGGGGGCCCUUCGUCUCCGCCUGACCCCCCGCCUGCCCCCCACCACCGCCGCCGUCAAGGGCGGGAGCCCCCAGCACAUCACCGCCUGCGUCAAACCCACCGGGACCUUCCGGGGGGCUCAGCUUCACCUCGAGAGGGAGGGGGUGCUGGAGCUGCUGCUGCCAGAGGCCCCCCGGCCCCGCGCCCGCUGUUUCAGCUGGCUGCCCCAGGAGAAGGUGGCCCUGUUCCUGCAGGCCACCCCACACCCCGACAUCAGCCGCCGCAUCGCCGCCUUCCGCUACGAGCUGCGGGGGGACUGGCUGGCCCGGCCAGCCCUGCCCACUGCCAGCCUCGGUGCAGAGGGCGCGUGUCGGCCGUGCAACGACACCGAGAUCCUGAUGGCCAUUUGCACUAGUGACUUUGUGAUCCGUGGCAGCAUCCGGAGCGUGUCCAACGACGCGGAGCUGCAGGAAUCCAUCAUCGGGGUGAGCGCCACCCGCAUCCACCGACAGAAGUUCCCGCUUUUCCAGGUGGGCGGGUGGUCGGGGCAGCCCGUGGGCAGCAUCCGCACCCCCCUGCGCUGCGGGGUCAAGCCGGGCCCCGGUACCUUCCUGUUCACGGGGUGGCUGCAUUUCGGGGAGGCCUGGCUGAGCUGCGCCCCCCGCUACCGGGACUUCCAGCGCAUCUACGAGGGGGCCCAGCGCGCGCGCCAGAACCCCUGUGAGUUCCCCGUGGACUGAGCGGCUCCGGGAGUGCGACCCGGCCCCGCGGGACCUGGGGGACCCCUGGCAACGAGAGUACCCCGGGGGACACAGGGACGGUGCCCAGAGGGA
Messenger RNA from Chiroxiphia lanceolata (lance-tailed manakin), 1056 nucleotides. It is a transcript of the gene METRN, whose product is annotated as meteorin, glial cell differentiation regulator. Bases 124 to 963 code for a protein of 279 amino acids. Gene Ontology annotation, molecular function: hormone activity. NCBI's taxonomy places the organism in Eukaryota, Metazoa, Chordata, Aves, Passeriformes, Pipridae. Gene Ontology annotation, biological process: positive regulation of axonogenesis; glial cell differentiation. The record is from RefSeq and is a predicted model, not a curated record. The transcript is spliced from 4 exons.